AUGGCAAGUAGCAGAGACUUGAAGAUGAAGGAUCCUGUUGUUGAAGAUUUAUGCUAUGAAGGUGUGAAGGCAAAACAUGUGGAAGAGGUCGAGGUUGAGAAGCUCAAUGCGAAGAUUGAGGUCAUUAACCAGGUCGAGAAGCUUUUUGGCCAGAUUAAGGAGAAAGAAAGGCUUGAAGAAAAACUGAAACUUGCACAACAAAUGAUGGCUCAUGUGAAAGUGUCACCAUAUCCCGAUUGGUGCAAUUUGAGUGAAUCUUGGUUGUAUGAUUGA
Molecule: messenger RNA, 273 nt
Organism: Eruca vesicaria subsp. sativa (arugula)
Lineage: Eukaryota; Viridiplantae; Streptophyta; Magnoliopsida; Brassicales; Brassicaceae
Source: the annotation of a GenBank genome assembly